Neoarius graeffei (lesser salmon catfish) is the source of this 1740-nucleotide messenger RNA. RefSeq names its product nucleolar protein 12 (gene nol12). Gene Ontology annotation, molecular function: RNA binding. Bases 436 to 1143 code for a protein of 235 amino acids. The transcript has 6 exons. The record is from RefSeq and is a predicted model, not a curated record. Gene Ontology annotation, cellular component: nucleolus. Lineage: Eukaryota; Metazoa; Chordata; Actinopteri; Siluriformes; Ariidae.
CAUGCGCUCCAGCCAGGUCUCUCUGCGCUUCCGGUACAGCUCGCGCCGCUUGUGUUUGUACCUCUGGGCCGGAACUGCAGGCAGGCAGUAGAAGCUCUUCCUGUCCCUGUUGGAGCGGUUGAAGCAGCCGUGGACCCCGCAGUUGUUGACCAUGUCUCCAGCAGGAGCUCCAGCGGCGGAGGGGAAGCGAACUCAUCUGCAGCUCGGGUCACAUCUCCACUCCGGAACAGAACCGGAACACCGCGGGUUCAUUACCGAUAACUGCAGGGCUCACAUGGCAAUCAGAGCCAGGCAGCAGAAGAGGGUUCGGUUCGGUUCGGUUCUGUUGUUGUUUGUUUUGUUGCUCAGAGGAACGGAGCUCCUCAGCGCUGUGAGCAGCACGGACUGAGUUCAGCGGGACACACGGGACCGGAAGUGAGCAGCGCACACGUGCAGAUGGAGAAAGCGCGGAGUCCCGGGCGGGUUAAAGCCGGAACCAAACCCAGAGCCGGCUGUAGGAACCGGGGGAGGAAGUGUGUGAUAAUGUUCGAUGAUAAAGACAGAAAUGAGUUCCUCACAGGGUUCCACAAGAGGAAGGUGGAGAGACGUAAAGCGGCGGUGGAGGAAAUAAAGAACAAACUGAGAGAGGAGCAGAAACGAUUGAGAGAGGAGAGACAAAAAGAAUACCUGAAGAUGCUGAAGGAGAGGAGGGAGGCACUCGAAGAUGCAGAUGAACUGGAUGAUGUCAUCACCUCAACUACAGAGUCGGUGCAGUACGAUCACCCCAACCACACUGUUACCGUGACAACCAUCAGCGACCUCGAUCUGUCUGGCGCCCGGCUGCUGCAGUCUCUGACCAAUCAGGCAGCAGGAGCGAGUGAUGAAGAUGAAGAUAAAAGAGGUGAUGAAGAGGAGAAAGUAGAAGCUUUACCCAGGAAAGCUGGAAAUCCUCUGCUGUCUAAAAAGAUCCAGUCUCUGUCAGCAUCGCUUCACUCCUUCACCAAACAGAAAAAGAAGAAAAGAAGUAAAAUGGAUAUCAGGGGGCGGAGUCAGCAGGGGGACAGGAAGUCAUUGGUUGCUGUGGGCAACAAGCACCACCUCGGCAGAACGACAAAGAAGCAGCGGCGCAGGAGAACGGGCAGGAAGGAGCGGAGUGCGGACUGAGGGAUUCCUCGUGGUCUUCUUUAUUUCACAUCACCAACAACAGGACAUUUAAAGGAAAACGGAUUUAUUACUUUGUUUAUAGUUGUAAAUAUUCCAGAAGACUCAGUAGAACCAUCAGAGUGGUUCCUCAACCCUGGAGUCCAUGACUUCACCCUGGACUGAUCUCCCAGAGCCUGGUGAUGGAAGAUGGUUCUGACGUGCUCUUUAAUCCCAGUACACUCCUGUGUGGUGUGGGAUGCAGAUAUGGGGUGUGGCCAGUUGUUAUGGUAACCAGGGAAGUUUCAUCUCUAACACUGAAAGCUGAGCGCGUCCUGCACGUGACCGUUUUUCAUUUUUAUCAUGGUGUUAUUUUAAUGACUGGGUACUGGCCUUUACAGUGUUGAGCAGAACCAUGUUAGAAGGAAACACACACACUGUAACUGUAAUCACCUGGAUCAGGUGUGUCACAUCUCACUAAUAGAACUCCAGUACAGUGUGUUCUGAUUGGCUGAGAGCAGUCACUGGGUGUGUCCUGUUUCAUAACUAAUGGAAUAUGAAACUGCCUCACAUUUAUACAUAUUUUCGACUACGUUAUUAAUAAAAGUCAUAUUUACAGUC